Molecule: messenger RNA, 2443 nt
Organism: Rana temporaria (common frog)
Lineage: Eukaryota; Metazoa; Chordata; Amphibia; Anura; Ranidae
Gene: FEZ1
Product: fasciculation and elongation protein zeta 1
Exons: 10
Coding region: 305-1480 (391 amino acids)
Cellular component (GO): axon; cytoplasm
Source: RefSeq, a predicted model, not a curated record
AUAUUCAUGAGCAGCUGAGGCAGGGCUGUGCCUCUGGAUUGCUUCUCCCAGGCAGCAAAGACUGACUGAGCCAUCAUCACCAUUGUACGCUCUCUAUCUGCUUCUCUUUUCUGUUGCAGGGAAUUUACUAGAAGACGGCAGGAGAAAAUACAUGGAAUAGGAUGCUCGUCUAAGCAAGAACGCCGAUUGUUUACCGCGAGCUUUAUUCUGAUGCGGAGAAGAUUGUGACUGGAUCUUUUGCUAUCUUGCAGGCAAACUGAAAGGGCCAGUCUCCUCCCAGCCUCCACCCCUGAGGUACUCAGAGAUGGAGGCCCCCUUGGUGUGCCUGGAUGAGGAGUUUGAAGAUGUGAGGUCCUACUCCGAGGACAGGGAAGAGAAGUCAAGGAGUAUCUACUUGUCACCCUCUCGACAUCUGGAGGAUGCCUCCCUCUCCGAGCUAGAGAACUUCAGCUCUGAAAUAAUCAGCUUCAAAUCCAUGGAAGACCUCGUCAAUGAGUUUGAUGAAAAGCUAAAUGUUUGCUUUCGAAAUUACAAUGCCAAAACUGAAAACUUGGCCCCAGUAAAGAAUCAUCUGCAGAUCCAAGAAGAGGAGGAACGGCUUCGGGACGAAGAGGUCUGGGACGCCCUCACGGAUAACUACAUCCCCAUAACUGGUGACAAAUGGAGAGAACACAAUGAAGAGCUACUGAAUGGGAACAUGUCUGAUUCCGAGUUCCAUGAGAAGGAGGAGGAGGAGCUGAAUGAAAAGAGUGAAAAUGAUUCGGGGAUUAACGAGGAGCCAUUGGUAACGGCAGACCAGGUGAUAGAAGAGAUCGAGGAGAUGAUGCAAAACACGCCAGACCCGGAGGAAGAACUCGAUGAAGAUGACAAUGAUCUGGAAGAGAUUUCCACCCACUCUGACUCCAUUCUCUUACAGGAGAUGCAGGCCUUGAGCAAGACCUUCAACAAUAACUGGACCGCUGAGGCAGGACUUCAACACAUGAGCAGAGAGGAGCUGACCCAACUGCUGGACCGCGUGGAGAGCGCCAUCUGCGACUACUCGGAGGAUCUGGUGCAGCAGCUGGCUAGACGGGACGAGUUGGAGUUUGAGAAGGAGGUGAAGAAUUCCUUCAUCACCGCUCUCCUGGAGGUCCAAAACAGGCAGAAGGAACACAGAGAGCUGGUGAAGAAAAGAAGGAAAGAGAAAGGGCUGAGCCUUCAGAGCAACCGCCCUGAGAGACACGGCCAGAUGCCCAUGAAGCGUUUCAGCAUGGAGGGACUCUCAAACAUCCUGCAGACGGGAAUCAGGCAAACGUUUGGGAAUUCCGGGAACGAGAAGCAGUAUUUGAACACCGUCAUCCCAUACGAGAAGAAAGCCACGCCCCCAUCUGUGGAAGACUUGGAGAUGCUGACAAACAUAUUGUUUGCAAUGAAAGAAGACAGUGAAAAGGUUCCCAUGUUAUUAACGGACUACAUUUUAAAGGUGCUGUGCCCAACCUAACGCGUCCUGUCACCAGCACCAAUCAGGGAGAACGUAUGUGUUACACCAGGACUGCAUGACAUAACAUUUAAAUUUGCAUCGAAUUAAUCCAAAACGACACGCCGGUAUUAUUACCUAUUGCUUUCUCAUCGAUUUAACCUGCUCAGAGAAACCCCGGAAUUUUACCUCCUUCCCCCCCAUUUAGAUUUUUAUGUUGACUUGACCUCUGAAUCUUCUAGCAGCACGUCUGCCCUCUGCUGGCCACAGGUAGUAGUACAGGUGUGUUUAUAGCAGGCUCCUUCCUUCUUGUUGUCAUAACCAAGGUAAAAAUGAUCUUUUGGGACAAUUUUGUGUCAUUUGCAGGCAAGCCGUCCCUAACUAUGUAAAGUGCUUUGAAUGAAGACAAAGUGUUAUCAUUCCCUUCAUUCCUGGAGGAAGAGGAACGGAGCGCCAGAUAAUACAAUCCUAUACAGUCCUUCCUGAGCCCAACCAGCCAUUGCAUUGACCAUGGCGGCCUGUUCCUAUUCGUCCCUUCGGCUCCAGGUUAUCUGUACCGGGUUCAUGUUUACGGAAUCCAAAUUCCAGUUGGUUCGCCAUUUUUUUUUUUUUUUUGGGGCGAAGUUCAGUCUCUUGUACCUUGGUGUCGAUCUUUUCCUUGUAUCCAGUUAUUUUGUGGACGUGUCGGGAGAAGAUACCGGAUUGUAUGUCACGUGUGUCGCGCUUUGCCAAACAAGUAGCUUUAAUGGAAAGCGUUUCCUUACCUCUGAGUAUCACCGGAAGUAUUAUCAUCCGCCCCGCCCCCGCCCCGCCCCCUCCCCCAUCACACUCUAAUUUAUCAUUUAUGCAGCAAUACGGUACCUCAAGACGGACAGACGGGCGAGGUGGCGGCUCCGCCACAAAGGAAGGUCUCUGUACAUUGUAGUGUGUUAGAAUGUAUCUUUGCGAUUAUAAUUACAUGAUAGUAAAAUAAAUCUCAUGUAGUGA